AUGGAGCAACUUCCUAUCGGGCCAUCAGGUCUUCUGAUGCAGACAGACUUCAUUUCACCUGAAGCGGAGCGUGAGCUAUUGAGCAUUCUCGCCAACCUUGAGUGGCCAACACUUCCUGGCCGUCGUUCUCUGCAUUACGGCUACACCUUUAGCUACAAGACAUUCGGGAUCGAUGAGGACGUCCCUUUCAACGCAUUUCCGGACUGGCUAGUCCCACUCCUUCCACCCUACGAGAAUUGUCAACCGCAUCAAGUUUGCGUGCAGUAUUACCCGCCUGGGGCUGGCAUCCCACCACACGUCGACACACACAGCACAUACGAUCAACUCUACUCGCUAUCGCUCGGAUCCCCGGUAUACAUGCAAUUUCGCGAUGGCGAGUCUGGUGACAAGGUUGAUGUGGACUUGCCGCCAAGGAGCAUGUUGCAGCUCAGUGGCGAUUCGAGACUACACUGGACGCACGGCAUCAGAGCUCGCAAAACAGACACAUUGGCCGAUGGCACGAUACGGGCAAGGCAGGACCGCUGGAGCAUCACAUACCGCUGGCUGCGAGAGGGAGCAAGAUGCGAAUGUGGAGAUGUAAGACUGUGCGAUACGGCCCAAAAACACCACGGAAUCGAACGAGAGUACAGAUGGAAAAAGGGAAACGACGAUAUAAAAGAGACUAUAACAUAG
Pochonia chlamydosporia 170 is the source of this 672-nucleotide messenger RNA. RefSeq names its product Oxoglutarate/iron-dependent oxygenase. Gene Ontology annotation, biological process: oxidative demethylation. Lineage: Eukaryota; Fungi; Ascomycota; Sordariomycetes; Hypocreales; Clavicipitaceae. Gene Ontology annotation, molecular function: oxidoreductase activity; demethylase activity. The record is from RefSeq and is a predicted model, not a curated record. The coding region runs from base 1 to 672 and encodes 223 amino acids. The transcript has a single exon.